AUGCUGUUCGCCAUCCAGCGGCUCCAUGAGCUCGCGAGGAAGAAGAGUACUGCGGUGUUCGCGUGCUUCGUCGACCUCACCAAGGCAUACGAUUCGGUAGACCGAGACCUGCUGUGGGACGUACUCCGACGCUUCGGCGUGCCCCCGAAGAUGCUGGCGGUCAUUCGCCACUUCCACAAGGGCAUGAGGGCGCGCGUCCGAACGGACGACGGGCAGUACUCGGAAUGGUUCGACGUGGGCCAAGGCCUCCGACAGGGAUGCAACCUGGCCCCGCUGCUGUUCAACUUGUUCUUUGCCGCGAUGCUCAUGGUCGCCGUGGCCGAGUUCGACAAGGACCCCAAGGUGACGGCGGACAUGGUCAAGAUCGGGACACAAGUGGAGUACACGGGCAAGAAGGGCAGGUCGGCGGGGAAGAAGACGACGGUGGUGACGGACGCGGAGGCCUUGUGGGCCAUGCUCUACGCUGACGACGCGGCCAUCGUCUCGCGCUCGCCGGAGAGUCUCGAGAAGAUGAUGUCGGUCAUCGUGCGCGUGGCCGGCCUGUUCGGACUGAUGGUGUCGGAGCCAAAGAC
This is a messenger RNA of Ectocarpus sp. CCAP 1310/34, 572 nucleotides long. NCBI's taxonomy places the organism in Eukaryota, Phaeophyceae, Ectocarpales, Ectocarpaceae. The record is from the annotation of a GenBank genome assembly.